Maylandia zebra (zebra mbuna) is the source of this 2570-nucleotide messenger RNA. It is a transcript of the gene crtap, whose product is annotated as cartilage associated protein. Gene Ontology annotation, biological process: peptidyl-proline hydroxylation to 3-hydroxy-L-proline; collagen fibril organization. Lineage: Eukaryota; Metazoa; Chordata; Actinopteri; Cichliformes; Cichlidae. Gene Ontology annotation, cellular component: endoplasmic reticulum. Gene Ontology annotation, molecular function: collagen binding; protein binding. The record is from RefSeq and is a predicted model, not a curated record.
GGUUUUGUCUGGAUACGUGGUGGAACUUGAGGCGGGCCUAUAGACCCACGCUCAACAGCCUACCCUUCCAGCUCUUUCCAGCCUCAAAAAUGGCUACCUCCACUGCUUCCCAGCUUUUUUCUGCCUUAUUAGUCGCAUUUUUCGUCUCCGCGGUGAACUCCCAGUAUGAGAAAUACAGCUUCAGGAGUUUCCCCAGGCAUGAGCUCAUGCCUCUGGAGUCCGCUUACAAAUAUGCACUGGAUCAGUACACCGGGGAGAAGUGGAAGGAGACGGUGGAGUACAUGGAGGUGUCUCUGCGACUCUACCGGCUGCUGCGGGACAGCGAGGCCUUCUGCAACCUUAACUGCAGCUCCGUGAGGCUGGAGGACGAGCAGAGGUUUGCGGAGUUUCCAGAGCUGCAGGCGUUUGGAAACGUUAUGAAAAGAGCGCAGUGUCUGAAGCGCUGCAAACAGGGCUUACCCGCUUUCAGGCAGACCAUGCCCAGCCGGGACACUAUAGAUGAAUUUGAGAGGAGGGAGCCGUACAAAUACCUUCAAUAUGCCUACUUCAAAUCUGACAACCUGGCCAAGGCGGUGUCUGCUGCCCACACCUUCCUCCUGAAACACCCGGAUGAUGAGAUGAUGCAGAGAAACAUGGCCUACUACAAGAGUCUGCCUGGAGCCGAGGAGCACCUGAAAGACCUGGAGACCAAAUCCUACGAGACCUUAUUUAUACGUGCCGUGAGGGCGUACAAUGGCGAAAACUUCCGUACCUCGGUGUCAGACAUGGAGCUGGCACUGAGGGACUUCUUCAAGGUCUACGACGAGUGUCUGGCUGCGUCUGAGGGACCGAGGGACAUCAGAGAUUUUAAAGACUUCUACCCCUCGAUAGCUGACCACUACAUGGAAGUGCUGGAGAGGAAGGCCGGGUGUGAGAGCGACCUGACACCUGUUGUUGGCGGUUAUGUUGUUGAGAAGUUUGUGGCCACCAUGUACCACUACUUGCAGUUCGCCUACUACAAGCUGAAUGACUUGAAGAACGCAGUGCCGUGUGCAACCAGCUACUUGCUGUUUGACCCCAAUGAUGAAGUCAUGAAGAACAACGUGGAGUAUUACAAGUUCCACAAAAGCAAGUGGGGGCUGAUAGAUGAGGAUUUCCUCCCCAGAUCAGAGGCAGUCCGGUACUACAAUCAGACCACCAUGCAGCUUCAGAUGUUGGAGUUCUCCAAACAGCGUCUGGCCAGCGACGAUGAGGGGGAGGUGGUCGAGUUUAUAGAUGAGUUCCUGGAUGAGGAUGAGGAGAAGAUUCUGCCGAAACACUGAAAAACAACACAAAACACUCCCAAUUUUUAUAUUUAUCGGGUUUACAGUCUGUGGUUGAUCGAGUUUGUUUUACUUUCCUACUGCGUGCCCAUUAAUAUUCUGUUCAGUGGACAUACAGCAUAGUGGCUUAAUAAUUUAAAGAAAACUGAAAUAUUUUGUCUCGUCUUUUGUGAAUCACACGAGUAUGACUUUUUUUUUUUUUUUACAAUAAAAUAACUUUCCAAUAAUCACGGCUUUUCAGUGAUGUUGUAAAACAACAGCCACUUCCACUGAGAGGAUUUCUGAACAACAGCUGGAUCAACUGAAGGCACAGAUGCAUCUCUCAGAUCCUGUGUCAGGUCUUUGCUGGAUUUGUUCCCUCGCUGUAGAUAGAGUUUUAGUCCUGCAACUUCUAAUUUUGUCCUCCACUUGUUCUUCAAAGUUGCAAGGAGACACUGCAAACCACGCUGAGAUAUGAUAGCUCUUUGGGAAUAGCCCUGCUGGUCAAAAAAUACUACUUUAUGUCUGUCAAGCUGUGUUGUCUUUGGUAUUUUUCAGCUAAAGAAAUGGGAACAAAUGAUGUGCUUUAGCGACAGGCUGCAAAUGAAAAAAGUGCCUUAAGACACAAUUUAAAACUGGCUCUUUGCUAAGUUCAUCCCUUGAGUUAGGUAGCUCUUUGUGCUUAAAUGGUUCACGGGUCUGUGUUAAGCCACUUAACAAACAACAGACAUUCUCCAGAUAAAGGUCAGGUACAAGGACUGGAGUGUCCAAAUGUCAAUAGAGAAGUUUUUAAAGACCCUCAGAAAUUCUGCAAAACUGUGAAGACAGUGAUGUAAACCUACCAACCAUUCUGAUUCUCUUUCACCACAUGAGACAAACAGUAAAUCAUCCCAGUAUCGAAGCUGGAAAAACAAAAUUUUAAUAUCUGUUUUAAAAGUGACUUAAAUGUUAAUUACUCGGCUAUUCUUCGUUUCCAGUUCACUGGUCUUUAACUGGAGCCCCAAUAUAAAGAAACCCAGAGGUAGAAGACAGGAGAGCUGAGCAGCGAGCCCACCAGAGAAAACACUGUGGUGUUUAAUAAUGUUUGAACAUUGAGUCUCUGUGCAGUUUGUCACAUGGUGAUGUUAAAAACCCACAGGGGAACAUUCCCUCUGUAUUACUGUGUCUCUCCAACUCUUCGCCUUCUCCUUCUGUCCUGUUUCUUUUAUUACCUCUUCCUCAGCUGUAGUUCACCCCACCAAUUUCUCUCUUCUGCUUCUUUUUGCUUGGAGAAGCAGAAGCAUUAAAAAU